CAUAUACAUAAUAGGGACGAUCCCCACUCAGCCCCCCCCAGAGCUUAUCAACUAUCUACGCGAGCUCAAGGGGUCAUACUAGGUCUUGCCAACGUGCACAUUAUUUUAGUUUUCCAAAUUUGCCAUUUUUGUUAUAUAGGACAGCAUGGCUGAAAUAGUCUCUGAGAAAGUUGCCAUCAUUGGGAGUGGAGUCAUUGGUCAGUACUGGGCCAUGAUCUUUGCAAGUGGUGGUUACCAUGUGUCUUUGUAUGACAUUGACCAGUCCCAGGUUUCUCGUAGUUUAACAGCAGUGAAAGAGCGACUUGAACGAUACGAGCAACAAGGUUGUCUGAGAGGUCAAACAUCAGCCGCUGAACAGGUCGUACUCAUUUCAGGUCACACCAACCUCACAGAAUGCCUGAAAGAUGCAAUCUAUGUUCAGGAAUGUGUUCCUGAGGUUGCUGAGCUGAAGACAAAGGUUUUUGAACAGAUGGAUGAGAUGCUUUCAGACAGCAUAGUGGCGGCUAGUUCAAGCAGUUGUCUUGGUCCCUCAAUGUUUGCAGGUGGAAUGAAAAACCGUGACAGAGUUGUUGUUGCACAUCCAGUGAAUCCUCCUUACUUCAUUCCCCUGGUGGAGAUUGUGCCAGGACCCUGGACUGCUCCAGAUGUCAUUCAGAAGACACAGUCCAUAAUGCGGAAGGUUGGCCAAUCACCAGUAACAUUAAAGUCAGAGGUGCCAGGCUUUGCACUCAACCGCAUUCAGUACUCUAUUAUUAAUGAAUGCUGGAACAUGUUUAAGGAGGGUAUUUUAAGUGCUGAAGACAUUGAUGUUGUGAUGAGAGAUGGACUGGGGCCUCGUUAUGCUUUUAUUGGGCCUCUGGAAACAAUGCACCUCAAUGCUGAUGGAAUCGUGGACUACUGCAAGAGAUAUGCAGAUGGAGCGUACAAAGUGGGUCAGACCCUAACUAUCCCACCUGUUCAAUAUGAUGUCCCAACAGCCGAGAAAGUUCUAGAAGAAAUUGGCAAGAAGAUUCCCCUUGAAAAGCUAAGCGAACGUCGUCAGUGGAGGGAUGAUAGACUUGCCGCCCUUGCUACACUCAAACGGCAAGGCUGACAGCAAAGACAGGGGAGACCACUAAAUAUCAUUUUUGUUUUUAUUUGUUCCAAGAUAUAACUUGUCAGUAACUUUUAUUAUAUUAUCUACUUCUUAAUUAUUUAUUUGCAUAAAUGGGGUUGGAAUCCUUGUAAAUGUUUGUUAAGCAGAGUUCAGUGAUGGGUUUGUUAAGUGUCCUCAAAUUCAAAGAUAAAAAAAAUUCAAUGUUUACAUGGCUUUAAUGAAUAUAUAUGUAUAUAAUUUGUGCCAUAUCAUGCAAAGUGCCUUAGUCUUGCAUGUGUUAAAAAACACAGUUAUUAUGAGUAACUAGUAAUUCCAAAGAGAAACAUUCUAACUAAAUGCUUUUCAGAAAUUCAUUAACUAAUUGAGAUAUGCUGUUUAUGGGGAGAUAAUUAUAUUAACUAUAAUGGAUCAACUACAAUUUGUUUAGCAUAUGCAUUGGAGUACAUACAUGAUUUCAGAUGUUACAUUUAUAAUUUCAAUAAACCUCAAGUAUUU
This is a messenger RNA of Pomacea canaliculata, 1591 nucleotides long. RefSeq names its product lambda-crystallin homolog. Gene Ontology annotation, biological process: fatty acid metabolic process. The record is from RefSeq and is a predicted model, not a curated record. Gene Ontology annotation, molecular function: oxidoreductase activity, acting on the CH-OH group of donors, NAD or NADP as acceptor; NAD+ binding. NCBI's taxonomy places the organism in Eukaryota, Metazoa, Mollusca, Gastropoda, Architaenioglossa, Ampullariidae.